CUACCCCUUGACAUCAUCUCCCCCUGCCAUCACCUACCUGCAGUAUAUUACCUCCCAAUCCAAACUCAAACCAACCAGGGAAACACCCACCCCACAAGAAAAUUGAGCUCGAACCAAAUCUUUACCUUCUCUUUCCCUCCCUGGAAAACCUCUGAUCUCCCUUUCUCAAAAGCCAAACACCGAUGGAGCCCCAACAAGACCACCAAGAAUUCAUUUUCCGGUCAAAGCUCCCUGAUAUUUACAUCCCCAAACACCUCCCACUUCAUACUUACUGCUUCGAGAACAUAUCGCAGUUCAAAGACCGUCCUUGUAUUAUCAAUGGAGCCAACGGUGUCACGUACACUUACGGAGAGGUGGAGCUCACAUCACGUAAAGUUGCUUCCGGCCUCGACAAGCUGGGUAUCAAACAGGGAGACGUGAUCAUGAUUUUGCUCCAAAACUGUCCCGAAUUCAUGUUCGCAUUCCUCGGUGCCUCGUACAUGGGCGCAGUGGUAACGACUGCUAACCCAUUUUACACGCCAGCUGAGAUUGCAAAACAAGCACAGGCAUCAAACUCUAAACUCCUUAUUACUCAAGCUGCGUAUGUUGAAAAGGUGAAAGACUUCGCAAAAGAAAACGACGUGAAGAUCGUGUGCAUUGACUCUCCACCGGAGGGCGUGUUGCAUUUCUCCGAGUUGACACAGGCCGACGAGAAAGAUAUUCCGGCCGUGAAAAUCAACUCUAACGAUGUCGUGGCGCUUCCUUAUUCGUCAGGGACAACAGGGCUUCCCAAAGGGGUUAUGUUAACGCACAAGGGAUUGGUCACGAGCGUGGCACAACAGGUCGACGGUGAAAACCCCAACUUGUACUUUCAUAGCGAGGACGUGAUACUGUGCGUAUUGCCGCUGUUCCAUAUCUAUUCGUUAAAUUCAGUUUUCCUCUGCGGACUUCGUGUUGGAGCGGCAAUUCUAAUUAUGCAAAAGUUCGAGAUUGUAAAAUUGCUGGAGUUGGUUCAGAAAUACAAGAUUACGGUGGCACCUUUUGUUCCACCGAUUGUCUUGGCGAUAGCUAAGAGUCCCGACCUCCAUAACUACGACGUCUCGUCGAUCCGAACAGUGAUGUCAGGAGCUGCACCGAUGGGGAAGGAGCUAGAGGAUGCAGUCAGACUAAAGCUUCCUAAUGCCAAACUUGGACAGGGCUAUGGGAUGACAGAGGCUGGACCAGUUCUUGCAAUGUGUCUGGCAUUUGCUAAGGAACCCUUCGAGAUUAAAUCUGGGGCUUGUGGGACCGUCGUAAGAAAUGCCGAGAUGAAGAUAGUUGACCCCGAGACUGGUGCUUCGCUUCCCCGAAAUCAAGCCGGAGAGAUUUGCAUCAGAGGUAGCCAGAUCAUGAAAGGUUAUCUUAAUGACCCGGAGGCUACGGAGAGGACCAUAGACAAAGACGGAUGGUUGUACACCGGCGAUAUUGGAUACAUCGACGGUGAUGACGAACUCUUUAUUGUUGACAGAUUGAAGGAAUUGAUCAAGUACAAAGGGUUCCAAGUAGCCCCCGCCGAGCUGGAAGCAAUGCUGAUCGCCCAUCCUAACAUCGCCGAUGCCGCUGUUGUCCCCAUGAAAGACGAGGCUGCAGGGGAGCUUCCUGUCGCAUUUGUUGUGAGGUCAAAUGGUUCCAAAAUCAGUGAGGAUGACAUCAAGCAGUAUAUCUCAAGACAGGUUGUAUUUUAUAAGAGAAUCUACCGGGUUUUCUUCACAGAUGCAAUUCCUAAAGCUCCAUCGGGCAAAAUCUUAAGGAAAGACUUGCGGGCGAGAGUCGCCGCAAAUUAGCACCCGGCCCCAAGUAGAAAAUAAAUACAGGGUUUGGAGGGGACGGGAGAGAAAUGAAAUAUGAAAGCCAAUUAUAUUUUUACAAUGUUGAUUUUUUUAAUGCCUAAUCUGUAAUAUAUAUCUGUUGCUCUGUGGGAGGAACAUUUGUUUACGUAGAUAUAUGAUGUUAAUGUUAUGGACAACCGAAUAAAAAGACUUUAAGAAUUAAAAGAAAACGAUUUGUGUUCAAUGUUCA
Messenger RNA from Carya illinoinensis, 2037 nucleotides. RefSeq names its product 4-coumarate:CoA ligase 1-like. Lineage: Eukaryota; Viridiplantae; Streptophyta; Magnoliopsida; Fagales; Juglandaceae. Bases 183 to 1802 code for a protein of 539 amino acids. The record is from RefSeq and is a predicted model, not a curated record. Gene Ontology annotation, molecular function: CoA-ligase activity. The transcript has 5 exons.